UCGCAGCUGUGAUCACCAAACCACACACAACACUCUUCUCACUGCCCUCCACCCAACCAUUGCAGUCAUGGCUUUCCUACGUUACCUGUUUCUCUCCCUCGCCGUCUCCUCUCUCCUCCUGCAAUCCGCAGCGCAACUCGCCGAUACGGAGGACGAGGUAACCGCCGAUGCCACUGUGCCGGCGCCUGUCCCAGCUACCGAGGUAAGCACCGACACAGCCUCCGCGCCGUCCCCUGUUCCGACUACUGAGGUAAGCACCGAUGCCGCCUCUGCGACAGCCGCUGUCUCAGUCGUCGCCGCCGCACCUGGAACAAUCCAGAGGACGACCAAGGAGCAAAUCCUUGCUAGUAUCCCACCUAACCCGACGGAGAACACGGUUCCCUUUCUCACCUCCCCUUCCGGCAAGUACACUGCGUCUCUCCUCCGCCGUGAGACCGCCCCUGGUGCCGGCGGCUUCGGCAAUGAUUUCUGCUACAUCCAGGUGGUGGAAACCAGCACGGGGCACAGCAUGUGGGAGUCGAUGUGCGGUCCGGUGAGCUCUGAGAAUACGUGCUCGGUGGUAUUCACCGCGUACGGAUUGCAGGUGUUCGACGGUAGCAAACCCGUGUGGGACACCGGCGCGCAGUCCGCCGGCGACAACUACCUUUCCACGCUAGAGCUGGUCGACCAGGGUGAUAUGCGCAUACGGGAUAAGGAUGGUGAGUUGGCGUGGAAGGCGAGUCAGGACGUGCGCGCCAACCAGAAUUGCGGCCUCCCGGGAUCUCCAGGGCUCUCUCCCGUCCUGCCUCCCUUUGCGCAGCCCAUCGGUGGGAACGACAAGAACCUUCCCUUCGGGCAGCCGGCCGGGGCAGGGGCAGUCAAUACAGCAUACGGUUCAGGACUGCCGGAGCAGCACACGGCGGACGGGGCGACUCCAGUGUUCGGCUUCACCGGCCAUCCGCUGGUGGACAACUCGCCGUAUGACAGUGGGUGCACCGGCGGGACGAUCGGGCUUUUGGUCAGAAUUGGAGUUUCCCUGUUUAUCGGUGCCGCAAUGGCUUAAGGAUUUAAAUCAUUCUGCUUCAUGCUUCUCAUCCUCUAUACUGUGUGCGUGCUAGCUCCAUGCUUUUUUUACGUGUUGAUCGAUGUUGUGCUGUUAUUAUUCUUGUUAGACGACAUGUACUCACUCGAUGAUGAUGAUAAUUAAUUUCCCUUUGCUUCUUGUUAGAGAUAAUGCCAAA
Messenger RNA from Zingiber officinale, 1220 nucleotides. RefSeq lists its product as uncharacterized. The transcript has a single exon. Lineage: Eukaryota; Viridiplantae; Streptophyta; Magnoliopsida; Zingiberales; Zingiberaceae. The record is from RefSeq and is a predicted model, not a curated record. Bases 68 to 1042 code for a protein of 324 amino acids.